AUGGAGAAAGUAGUGGAAGAAGCGGAAUUGAGGGUUAAAAUGGCACAACUUAGAGAUGUACCCUUACCCACCUCCAACACUUCAAGUCAAGGAGGUUCAAGUAGUGGUUUGGGUGUAGGUUCAAAUUGGUGUGGCACCACAAGUAGUGACCCAAAGAAGAGGAAGGCUAAUCCUAUUGAGAAAGCAUUUAACAAUAAUCUUAGAGAACAAUUAGAUGGUGAGAUUGCAAGAAUGUUUUACACGAGCGGCUUGUCAUUUCAAUUUGCAAGGAAUCCCCAUUAUGUGAAUGCCUUUAGAAUCGCUUGUAGUAAAACACUUUCGGGUUACCACCCUCCCGGUUACAAUAUGUUGAGAACUACACUUCUCCAAAAAGAGAAGAAUAACAUUAAGGAGUGUUUGCAACCAAUGAAAAGGGCAUGGCAAAAUAAAGGGGUAAGUGUUUGUAGUGAUGGGUGGUCGGAUGCACAAAGAAGACCUCUCAUUAAUAUCAUGGCCGUUUGUGAAAGUGGGCCUAUGUUCUUGAAGGCAAUAAAUUGUGAAGGUGAGUGUAAGGAUAAAUUUUUCAUGGCGAACUUACUUAUUGAAUCAAUUCGGGAAAUAGGUCCUCAAAAUGUGGUUCAAGUGGUCACCGACAAUGCUCCGCUUUGUAAGGCGGCCGGACAUAUUGUUGAGGCAAAGUUUAAGCACAUCUUUUGGACACCAUGUGUGGUUCAUACCCUUAAUCUUGCUUUGAAGAACAUAUGCUCACCCGUGCUAAGACAUCCGGAAGUGUAUGAGCAAUGUAGUUGGAUUUCAACAAUCUCAAGUGAUGCAUGGUUUAUUAAGAAUUUUAUUAUGAACCAUAAUAUGAGGUUGUCAAUGUAUAAUGAUCAUUGUAAGUUGAAGUUGCUCUUCGUUGCUGAGACACGUUUUGCUUCUACAAUUGUGAUGCUUAAAAGAUUUAAGCAAGUGAAACAAGGCUUAGAGCAAAUGGUUAUUAGUGAGCAAUGA
This is a messenger RNA of Prunus avium (sweet cherry), 990 nucleotides long. The record is from RefSeq and is a predicted model, not a curated record. Lineage: Eukaryota; Viridiplantae; Streptophyta; Magnoliopsida; Rosales; Rosaceae.